Molecule: messenger RNA, 1695 nt
Organism: Aureococcus anophagefferens
Lineage: Eukaryota; Pelagophyceae; Pelagomonadales; Pelagomonadaceae
Exons: 2
Coding region: 1-1695 (564 amino acids)
Cellular component (GO): membrane
Molecular function (GO): flavin adenine dinucleotide binding; choline dehydrogenase activity
Source: RefSeq, a predicted model, not a curated record
AUGGGACGCACCCUCGUCCUAAAGGUCGCGACGACGAGUUACGACUACAUCAUCGCGGGCGGCGGGACGGCGGGGUGCGUGCUCGCGAACCGCCUCAGCGAGGACCCGAGCAAGAAGGUGCUCGUGCUCGAGGCCGGCGACCGGGGCCCGAACUCGCCGCUCGUGAAGAUCCCCGUGGCCAUCCUCAAGCUCUUCAAGUCCGCGUACGAUUGGAACUUCGCGACGAGGCCGUCCGAGGCCGUCGCGGACCGGAGCCUCUACGUCUGCCGGGGCAAGGGCCUGGGCGGCAGCUCCCUGACGAACGUCAUGCUCUACAACCGGGGCUCGGCCAACGACUACGACGCGUGGGCGGCCGCGUGCGGCGACGACUCGUGGGGGGCGGAAGAGAUGCUCGGCUACUUCAAGAAGGCCGAGGACUGCCUCGUGCCGGCGCACCGAGCGAACCACUACCACGGCGUCGGCGGGCCCUACGCGUCGAGCCACGUGCCCUACACGAACGAGAUGUCGACGGCGUUCGUCGAGGCCGCCGUCGAGGACGGCGGCGUGCGCAACGGCGACUUCAACGACUGGUCCACGUCCCAGGUCGGCUUCGGCCGCUUCGCCGUGAGCCAGCGCAAGGGGGCAAGGGUGGACGCGGCGACGGCCUACCUCCCGCGGAAGGUCCGGCGGCGCGCGAACUUGGACGUGGUCCGCGGCGCGGCGCUCUCCGGCGUCACGUGGAACGCGAACAAGGCCACGGGCGUCGAGUUCGCCUUCGGCGGCGUCUCGGGCAUCGCCUGCGGCGGCGAGGUGAUCCUCUCCGGCGGCGCGGUCCACUCGCCGCAGAUGCUCAUGCUCUCCGGCGUCGGCGCGAAAGCGCAGCUCGAGGAGUUCGGCAUCCCCGUCGUCGCGGACCGGCCGGGCGUGGGCAAGAAUUUGCAGGACCACCCGGCCUGCCUCGUGUCCUGGCGCGGGUCGGCCAAGGCCCAGGGCAAGAGCCACUCGACGCAGCUCCGGAUCCCCGGGACGACGAAGACCUCGCCCAAGGCGCUCCUCCAGUGGCUCUUCCUCGGCCGGGGCCCCUUGGCCUCGCCGGGCUGCGACCACGGCGGCUUCGCCAAGGUCGGCGCCGGCGACGGCGACUGCGACGUCCAGUUCCGGUUCCUCGCGACGAAGUCGAUCACGCCCGACGGCAUGUCUACCAUCUCCGACUCCUACGAGGCCGCCGUGGACCACCCCGACGGCUUGACGAUCCAGACCAUCGUCGCCCGGCCCAAGAGCCGCGCGGGCGAGGUGAAACUCGCGUCCCGGGACCCGGCGGCGAAGCCCGUCAUCGAGAACGCGUACCUCUCCGACGAGGCCGACGUCAUGACCAUGGUCAAGGCGCUCCAGAAGGCGCGGUCCAUCGCGAGCCGGGCGCCGUUGAGCGCCUACGCGGGACACGAGGAGUUCCCGGGGGAGGACGUCGCGGACGAGCGCCAACUGGCGGCCUACGUGCGGAACACCGCUCAUACCGCGAACGCGGUCGUCGGGACCUGCAAGAUGGGCGAGUCCAGCGACGCCCUCGCCGUCGUCGACAACCACCUCAAGGUCAUCGGCGUCUCGAACCUGCGGGUGGUGGACGCGUCGGUGAUGCCGACGCUGCCGGGCGGCCAGACGGCCGCGUCGACCGUCGCGCUCGCGGAGAAGGCCGCGGACCUCAUCAAGGGGGGCUGA